Molecule: messenger RNA, 2050 nt
Organism: Ixodes scapularis (black-legged tick)
Lineage: Eukaryota; Metazoa; Arthropoda; Arachnida; Ixodida; Ixodidae
Product: neprilysin-1
Exons: 11
Biological process (GO): protein processing
Cellular component (GO): plasma membrane
Molecular function (GO): metalloendopeptidase activity
Source: RefSeq, a predicted model, not a curated record
CCUUACCUGCAGCCAUCCAGACAAUGGCACCUGAGGGACAUCUUUCGGGGCAGUCGCACCCUCAAGCUCCAUCGUGGUCGGAAGUACGACUACAGCACCGAAGUGCGCAUGUCGUUGGAUCUCUCGGCAAACCCGUGCAACGACUUCUACAGUUUCGUGUGCGGGCGCUGGCCGCAGAGUCAUCCUGAACAGUCGAAUGAGUUCUCUCGGCUGCAAUCGGACAUCCUUAUUGCUGCUUUUAAGAAGCUCGAGCAAGCACGAUACGUUGACCCCCAACAGUACUCCGUGUCCGACCACGCUGGGGAGGCGUUUCGCUACUGUCUGCUGACGCACAUGAGGAAGUCUGAAGAUUUCUCGCCCUUCUACGAGAUUCUGCGAACUUUCGGAUUCAGCUGGCCACAGGUGAAGGACGGCGAGAUCUUCGACAUCCUCGAGUUGGCCAUGGGCUCGGCCUUGAAAUGGGGCAUUCCUCUACUUUUCGAUGUCGAGGUAACAACCGAUCUGCGCACCGACAACGGGACCAUUCUGCGCAUCAGCAGGAGUGAGCCGUUGACCACCUGGAUCGCACAGUGGUUCAAGACCAUCGACAAAGACAUUUGGUUCGCCCAAGUUCCCAGGAUCCUCGAGCCGGGGCUAGACUACGGUCGCUUUUCAUUAAAGGUAAUCGAAGCUGCUGUCAGUGCCUUCUCGUUGCUGUUAUCCAAAGACUCGGUCGGAGACGCGGGAAAGCCCGCCUAUAUCAAAAUGAAAGACGUGAGCCUGUUGUCUCGGGGCCUACUCACGACUGAGCGCUGGCUGGCAGCGAUCAACCGUUACCUUCCCGAGGGCGUCAGCCUCGGCCUCGACGACGAGAUGCAUUUCUUGGACGAAGGCUUCCUGAGGAACAUUGGAGACUUCGUGAGGAGUUUCGAGUCCCUGAGGAGGCAGCAUUCCGUGGCCUCCAUGGCUGGCUGGGUGCUGGCGUACCACAUGGGAGCCGCGCUUACACACCGGGUCUUCGCCAACGCCCAGGACCCACUUUCGCGGGCCGUGUACCAGUGCCUGGACCUCGUCUCGGAAAUGGCGGACUACCCGCUAAGUUGGUUCUUGACCGAACAGCACGUGACUCCAGACGACUGGAAAGCCACCAGCAGCCUCCUGGACGACGUUCGGGAGUCCAUGUCCCAUUUUUUCGACUGGAUGGACGAGUCUACCAAGAGCAUAGCCCUGGACCGCCUGCGAGCACUCAGGAACAUCGUCGCUUAUCCGAGCAUCGCCGCCACCAAGCACAGUCUGGAGACUCGCUAUUCCUUUCUGCGCGAAACCGUAAAGCCUCCUUUCGGCCGUGCCUACAUGGAGACGAAGCGAAUGGUCCGCGUUCAGAGGAAUCGGUUCCUCAAGAAAGCCAUGGCUCGACAAGACAACGAUUGGUUCUCGGUGCCGCUGGUCAAUGCCAUCUUUCUUCCCUACUACCAUAUCAUCGUGAUACCAACCUCGAUAAUGCUGCCACCUCUCCUCGUGCCCCAGCUCCCGGCGGCCACGUACGGCGGCAUGGCGCACGUGCUCGCGCACGAGGUAAGCCACGCCUUCGACGUGGACGCUGCUCCGGCCAACGCUGACGGCCUGUACCGCGAGUGGUACUCGCCGAUCACGCGGAGCCGCAUCCAAGACCGCAAGCUCUGCCUGCGUGACAUGUACCUGGUGCCCGUCAACCUGCCCUGGGUCACCGAGGGCGAAGACUACGCGGACGCUUUGGGCCUGACGGUGGCAGCCAAGGCGUUCCGACGAAGGAUGCUGCCCGAAGCGCCAUCCGGCGUGGCACAGUUCAGCAACGAGCAGCUCUUCUACGUGAGCUCGUGCUUCAAGUGGUGCAACAGCAAGGGCCGCCCCCAGAGCAGCAGCGGGGCCAAUCAGGCACAGGACGACGUUCAUUCGUCGAUGUACAGGCGCUGCAACGCUCCGCUGUUGGCGCAUGAACGGUUCUUCAAAGCCUUCAACUGCACGCCUGGAGCAAGCAUGAGACCUCGGAGGCAGUGUCCUUUUCCCUAAAGGCCGGUUCACGCACUUGCGA